Monomorium pharaonis (pharaoh ant) is the source of this 4863-nucleotide messenger RNA. It is a transcript of the gene Cds, whose product is annotated as phosphatidate cytidylyltransferase, photoreceptor-specific. The record is from RefSeq and is a predicted model, not a curated record. The transcript has 10 exons. Gene Ontology annotation, cellular component: endoplasmic reticulum membrane. Lineage: Eukaryota; Metazoa; Arthropoda; Insecta; Hymenoptera; Formicidae. Gene Ontology annotation, molecular function: phosphatidate cytidylyltransferase activity. The coding region runs from base 468 to 1802 and encodes 444 amino acids.
UAACCAUGAAGACCAGCCUAUUAUUAUGAAUCCACCAUGAAGACCGGCCAUUAGCGAUGACAAGUCUAUAUACGUUUCUACGUCAAUGACCGUGAUUAUCAUUGAUUUAACCGAGGUUCCCCGAGCUCGGCCGAAGUUCUCUCCCCGACACUCUCGUCCGCGCAUUCCGCACUCCGAUCCCGCGAUCGGCUGUUCGCGCGAGUUUCGCCAAGUGCGAUGCGACGCGAGACCGAGACGUGACGCGACGCGUGCCCGCCCGUCACGUCCGCUCCGGCACUCCGCUGACUUCCCGAAUAUGUAAAUACGCGCUCGCGCGCGCGCGCGUACGUAUACAACGUAAAUCGGCGUUCGGCCCUCGGCUCAUUUCCUCACCGCGAGUGCUCUCACUGCCGCGCCGUCGAGUCGCCGAGCGAACCUCGCAAACUUUCCUGUGAUCCCUGCGGAGAGAGAGGUUCCCGUCGUGAGAUAUGUCGGAGGUGCGCAAGAGGACCGUCGACGCGACGUCGUCGGCAGCGGCGCGAGACGUCAGCGACGAUCAGAAAGAAGAUGUUGAAUCUGAAGAUGAUGCGAAAUUGGAGGUAGAAGAUUUAGCAAAGACUCUACCUCAAGGAACUGACCAUACCCCACAUAUUUUAAGUUCUGUUCUUUCCGGUCUUCCAGAUCGUUGGCGAAAUUGGAUAAUUAGAACUAUUUUUACUUGGUUUAUGAUAGCUGGAUUUUGUCUCAUUAUUUAUGGAGGUCCAUUAGCGUUGAUGAUUACAACAUUGAUUGUACAAGUAAAAUGCUUCGAAGAAAUUAUUAACAUUGGAUAUGCUGUAUAUAGGAUCCAUGGUCUACCGUGGUUCAGAUCUUUAUCAUGGUAUUUUUUGAUAACCUCGAAUUACUUUUUUUAUGGAGAAAACUUAAUGGACUAUUUUGCAGUGGUGAUCAAUCGAACGGGAUAUCUACGUGUGCUUGUUACGUAUCAUAGGUUUAUCUCAUUCUGUCUUUAUAUCCUUGGCUUCGUAUGGUUUGUACUCUCACUCGUGAAAAAAUAUUAUAUGAAGCAAUUUUCCUUAUUUGCUUGGACGCACGUCGCAUUACUUAUUGUUGUGACACAGAGUUAUCUUAUUAUCCAGAAUAUAUUCGAAGGAUUGAUAUGGUUUAUUGUACCUGUUAGUAUGAUUGUCAUAAAUGAUGUGAUGGCAUAUAUGUUUGGCUUCUUCUUUGGGCGAACACCAUUAAUAAAAUUAUCUCCGAAGAAAACUUGGGAGGGCUUUAUUGGUGGUGGUAUUUCGACUGUCAUACUUGGAUUAAUGAUGUCUUACGUUAUGUGUCAGUAUCGCUAUUUCGUCUGUCCCAUCGAGUAUAGCGAAACUCUGGGAAGAAUGACUAUGGACUGUGAACCAUCGAGCUUGUUUCAGCCACAAGAGUACACGUUGCCAAGCAGCCUUCAAGUGAUAUCAAGAAUGUUAAACGGAAAGUCUACCUUGACAUUGUAUCCAUUUGUUCUACAUUCGUUGUCGCUGUCCAUAUUCAGCUCUGUAAUUGGUCCGUUUGGAGGGUUCUUUGCUAGCGGAUUCAAACGAGCGUUCAAAAUUAAGGACUUUGGUGAUGUAAUUCCUGGUCAUGGUGGAAUAAUGGAUAGAUUCGACUGUCAGUAUUUAAUGGCAACAUUCGUGAAUGUCUAUAUUUCUUCAUUUAUUCAUACUGCAUCGCCUCAAAAGCUAUUACAGCAGGUUUAUAGCCUGAAGCCGGAGCAACAAAUGCAACUUUUCCAAACGCUAAGAGACUCUUUGGAAAAUAGGGGUAUGCUAAAUUAAUAUUUAAAUAAUAAAAUAUUUUUUUAAUUUAUAAAUAUGUAUUUAACGGCAAAACUGCUGUAGGGAUUAUUUUUACCUACCUGAAAAAUAUUAGAAAAGAUUGCCUAUAGUCUUUUCUAAUAUUUCAGCAGACGUUAUACACAGAUGACAAUGCAAUCAGUAUCAAAUAAUUAUAAUAAUUUGUUAACUCGUAACGACGAAAUUUAUUUUGUAUUUAUAGAUGUAAGAGCCAUAUCAUAAUGUGAUGGGACUAUCUAAUUGAAAUUCAACAUGACCAGAGAUGAAAUAUUUUUUCCUAAUCUAUUUUUCUAUUUUUUAAUUUUUAUUUUGUUUUUAAUUGCAAAUAAAGAUGAUAAAUUUUGAUAUUAAAAGAAAACAGUUUUCUUUAAUAUCUUGAUUCUUUAUGUAUUUCGCAUUAUGAAGAAUUUAUUUAUACACCAAAAAUAUGAUGCACACAUCGCGAGUAUCGAAGAAAAAAUUAUGUCACUGUAAUUGUCACUCUGGUCUGAAGAAUAAUCAGUUGGAUAGAUCUAUCAUAAUUUUAACUAUUUUCGUGCAUUCCACGUUAGAUAGUCGAAUUUCUGUCAAAUGCGAUAGUUUAUAUUAAACUACAAAGCAUUGUUGGAAAUACGAGAUAUUUUUGUCUAAAAAAAAAAUGAACCAAAGAAAGUCGCAUUACGAAAAUACUGUGUCAUACGUAGCAGCAUUUAAGUAUGCGCAAUUCCCUAAAAUCCAUUUCUUAAAACACCUGCUUAUUGUUUUUCUUCAGAUAUUACAAAAUAUUUACUAAGAGAAUAAAAUACUAUUUUUAUGUAAUAUAUUUUGUUAAAACGAGAUAUCUUUACUUAUAAUAAUCAGAUCUCAGUAGUUUCUAUUUGUAAUUGCAUUGUUAUAAUUGCAUUUAAAAUCUGGUACAUAAUAGAAACGAAUCUCGUUUGUACAUAUGUGUUAUGUAUACAUUUGUCCUUUUAUGAAUUAAUGUAAAAAUGUUAAUGAUUCUAUGAAUAAUAAUCUUCGGUUUCGAUGAGCUUUCUUUUUGUUAAAAAGAAUUCUAAUGUGUAUUGCUAUGUAUAGGGAAAAAUAUCCUAACGUAAUUGUAUGUUACGUAUUGUCGUUAAUGUUGCUGGAUAAAUGGUUCUACUUAGGAGUUUAGCAUUAUGCUUCCUUCUUUUGUAUCUUUUUAUAUCACUUGUUUAGCGACAGUAAAGUAAAACAGUAGUCAUUAUCUCUAGAUUAUAUUCUAAUAAAGCUAUUUAUAUUUGUAUUUAUAUAUGAUUAUUAUUGUUAUUUUUAUUAUUGAGAAAUAUAUCUAAAACUUGUUAGUGGAAGAUGUUCAGUGAUGGACGAUUCUUUUAAAAAAUUUGCAAAAAUCAUACAUUUGAACAUUAUUUUUAAUCACACGAUUUAAAUUUCGAAAUUUAAUUCUUGGAAAAGCUUGAAAAAUUAUGAAAAUUUUAGAAAGAAAAAAUUAUUGAAAUAUUUAAAUACACUUAAAACAUUUAAAAUUCUUAAAAAUAAAAUUGUUAUCUGUGUAUAAAGUAGAGAAUGGAUGGAAAUAAUAAUGUAAAGUGUCGUAAAAGAGAAAUAUAUUUUUAAGAUACUCAUGGCUUUUAAAAAUUAUUUGGUUUUGUACAGUACCUGAAACAAUUCGAGCCUUGUAUAUUACAAGUGCCUCGAGUCCAUUACUACAUAGUAUAUUGGAUAUCGCAUUUAAGUAGAGAUCUUGAAAUUUUUUAUGUCAUUUAAAUGUAUAUACUCUUACAAAUUUUAUGUAAAGCAAUGUAAAAUAUCUUGCCAAUUUACUUGCUACUAUAAUUUACUUUACUACAUUUAUAAGAAAUCGCUUGAUAUUCAUGAAUUGUAUGAAUCAUUUAGUCACUGUUAUCGUGAUUGUACUACUUACGUUGUACUCAUAAUGCUAAACUUCAAAAUAUUGCGAUUUAUAUAUAGACAUAUAUGUAUAGCACACAUAGUGAGAAAGAUUAUAUUAUAAAGAUAAUUAUUUGGGCAAAAUCGAUUUCUAUUUAUUAAUCGACUUUUCUAUCAGUUCAGAAACAGGACAAGAAAAUUAAUAAAUGGAAAUGGAUUUACUAUGUUGUAUUGGUGUAGCAAAUAAUUAUGUGAUGUAUGUAUCAUAUAAUUGAUGAAAAUGUGUGGGUAGGUCGGACUCCCACAAUUAUCUGAUUUGCAUUGCUGUGCAAAAUAUCUAAAUGGUCACUGAGAUAAGAAAUGACGUUAGAAAUAGAUCUUCUUAACAGAUGUUAGUUAAAAAUUAUUUUAUUGCUCUCCAAUUAAUUCCGAUACUGUCGAUAAUUGUGCCAAUCAUGCUUGACAAAUACAGAUUCUUACGUAAAUUAUAUGCACUGAAUUGAUGUGGCACAAUCAAAAGUAGCUUUCUGUGAUUAGAUUAAUGUAAAAUUACGUUUAGUAAAAAUUGUGCGUUAUGUAUUACUAAAAUAUGCUCGAAUCUAAAUAUUAUUGUUGUCUCGGAAUAGCGAGUUUAAACGAAUUGUACUUAAUUGAACAAACAAGCGAUUAUUUCUAUUGGUUCAUGUGAUCAAUUCAUUUCUAUUGCUUCACGCUUUCAAUUCUAAUAUUACUAAGUCGCUGCACGAUAAAUAUCACAUCAAUUCUUCUAUUUGUUUUAAAGCUAUUUCAAUCGAGAUUCGAGCAUAUAUAUCUUCCGAAAAGGAUAUAUAACGUAUGUAAUUAAAAAAAACAUUAAAUUUGUAGAUUUUUUAUUUUUAAAUGUUCAUGAUAUUUCUAUAGCGAAAACUUAGCGAGGCAUUAGAGUGAUUAGAGAUAUUUCAGAGAAAUAUAAUGACAGAUGAAUGGAUCAAAUAUGUAUACAUACAUAAUAUAUGUACACAUGUAUAUUUAUUUAAUAGAAAAUAUAAAAGGAAAGGUGUAUAUUAAUAUAUAAAUGGAAAUUAUUUGAAGAAAUAUGUUACAAACUACUUACAAUUUUAGAUUCAAAAUAACUUGAGUUUUAAUAUAUGAUAUAUUUAUGUAGCGAUCAAAAAAUAAAAUCCUGAAAGAUUAAUGCUGUUAUAAUAAAACA